Brassica rapa (field mustard) is the source of this 1977-nucleotide messenger RNA. RefSeq lists its product as uncharacterized. NCBI's taxonomy places the organism in Eukaryota, Viridiplantae, Streptophyta, Magnoliopsida, Brassicales, Brassicaceae. The record is from RefSeq and is a predicted model, not a curated record.
AUGGAACCUGUCAUUAGUACUGAUCCAGCUAGCUGUAACACUCAAGCUUCUGAUACAUUUGCUUCUACUGUUCCAUUGAAUGCCAAUCCAGUGAUUCUUUCUACUGUGCAGAGAGAAAAACAGAGUCUUCUAUAUGAAGGUGUUUCUACAGUUCCUCUGAAUGCUCUUCCGGAUUUUAGUACUGAUCCAGCUAGCUGUAACACUCAAGCUUCUGAUACAUUUGCUUCUACUGUUCCAUUGAAUGCCAAUCCAAUGAUUCUUUCUACUGUGCAGAGAGAAAAACAGAGUCUUCUAUAUGAAGGUGUUUCUACAGUUCCUCUGAAUGCUCUUCCGGAUUUUAGCCCUGUCCAUAUUGGACUUUCACCAACCACGAGAGGAGCUGGUGAUAUUAAGGUGAAUAGCUAUUUUAAGACAAAGAGAGAGUUGAUGUUGAGGAUGAAGAAAUGGGCUUUAGAGUGGAAGUUUGAGUACAAGACUGUCUCUUCUAACAAGUCAAGAGUGCUUUUGAGUUGUGUUGAUGAAAAUUGCACGUGGAGGAUGCGUGCUAUCAAGCUACCUGUUUCAGAUUUUUUCGUUGUUAAAAAGUAUGUUCAUGAGCAUACAUGCGAUACAACACACAGGAAAGCCAACCACAGACAAGCAUCUGCAAAGUUGUUGGGUUCUUUGAUUUGCAGCAAUUAUGGAGAAAAAAAGGAAGGUCUCAAACCGAAACAGAUCAUUGAACAUGUCAGGAUGCUGCAUGGUGUUCACAUCAAUUACAAACAAGCUUGGAGAGUGAGAGAAGAAGCUCAGAUUUUGGUUAGAGGGACUCCUGAAGACAGCUAUUACAAUUUGUCUAGGUGGUUGUAUAAAAUCACAGAAACAAACCCUGGUUCCUUGACUUAUCAACAUGUUGAUGCUGCAGGAAAGUUCAAGUAUGCAUUUGUGGCUUUUGGUCCAUCGAUAAGAGGAUUCUCAUUGAUGAGGAGAGUUAUUGCAGUAGAUGGUACAUUUCUGAAGGGAAAGUUCAAUGGGACUUUAUUGGCAGCUUGUGCUCAAGAUGGGAAUUAUAAUUUAUAUCCUCUCGCCUUUGCAGUGGUUGACGCAGAAAACGGCGCUUCUUGGAAAUGGUUCUUUAGAGGUUUGAGCCAGAAGAUCCCGGACGCUUCGGAUCUUGUUUUUGUAUCAGACAGGGCUAACUCCAUUUCUUCAGCGUUGGAGGAUGUAUAUCCCUUAUCUCACCAUGGAAUUUGCAGGAUCCAUCUGCUCUGCAACAUCACUCCUACAUAUGCGAAGACUGGGUUGCUACCUCUGGUGGAAAGCGCUGCUGAUUCCUAUACGUGUCACGAGUUCCGGUUAAUCUUCAAGGACAUAAAGGAUAAAUGUCCUGAAUUGGCUAAGUAUCUGGAAGAGUCUGAUUUUAGGAAGUGGGCACGAAGCUAUGCGCCUGCGAACAGGUAUAAUAUCAUGACUACCAACAUUGCAGAGUCUCUCAAUUCUAUGUUGAGGAUGCCUCGUGAGUUGCCCAUUAUCUCUCUCCUUGAAACUAUCAGAUUGAUGAUGACCACUUGGUUUUUUGAGCGACGCGAAGCGGCUGCGAAACAUAAGAACCUGGUUACUCCAAAAGUUGUGCAGAAAUUGGUAUCUAGGUUAGGGGCCGCAAUGAUGUUGAAUGUGUAUCAAGUUGAUCGAAGCGAGUUUGAGGUGAAGAAUGAAACAAUGAAGUUUGUUGUUGACUUGGAGAAGCGGCAUUGCACAUCUUAUGCUGAAAGCAUACAUCCUGGUGGAGAGUUGUCAACGUCCACCUAUCCAGAGAAUAUUGAUGAACUGUCUUGCCCACCUCCAGCUACCAAAAAGAAAAGUGGACGCCCUCCUACAAAGAGAAAGAGAUCCGUUGGCGAGUUUGGGGUUCCUGGAUCUAAAUCUCAGUCCCACAAGUGCAGCAGAUGUGGCACAGGAGGGCACAACAAGAUCACAUGCCAGAGGCCUAUAGGAUGA